AGAGCUUUAGUAAAUAAGUACACUGUAGGUAUCAAAUAUGAGACUUUCUUUAUUGCUCUUUAUAAGAAAGCUCAUUGUCAGUACAUGUGCAAUCAGAUUGUUUCAAUGUAUCUGCACAAGUACUAGAAAGAUAUAAAAUUCAUGAAUUAUGUUGCGUUUUAUAUUAUGCGAUAUAGUGUUGAUCAACUCAUAUUAAUUUUUAAAAUUGCACUUGUGAUGUGUAGUGCGGAUAAUUAAAUUAAAGAUUCAUAUGUAUAGUGACAUAAAGCACGAAAAUUCUCAGGGUAUCUGUGAUAGGGUGGAGUGAUAAUCACGUAUAUAAUAUAUAAAAACCUAAUAUACAAAAGGAUAUAUUUAUAGGCUGAGAUAUAGUAAACACAUUAAAAUUUUCUGUGAGCUACAUUGUCAGCCAUAAAAAGCGUAUAGUUAGCGAGUAAAAGUGAAUUGGCUGAAAUCACAAGUGUUAAUGUGUAUCAAGAUGCGUCCAUUUCUUUGCAAAAAAAAAUAUGUGUCUGCCAUCAAUAUUAUGGAAGACACAAUCAUCUAGCCCGAAAUUUCAUAAGUGCCUGUGUAGUGUAUCGCGUAUACUUCUGCAGUGCAAUAAUUAUGACGGCAAAUGCAGGACAAGUGUGUGCGCGCGUGAUAAUUCGAAAAUACCGAGUUUCUAGUUUACGAAGAUCAGAUGAAAAGCGGAGCGUUUUUAUGAGGGCGCUGAAUAUACGUCUCAGAGGAAUAAUAAGAAUGGAUCCGUUUCACCCUUUGGCCAAAUUACUGCAUUUGGGGUGCGUGAAUUUAAAUCUCGGUGAAGUACGCAACCACAACAUUCGUCGUUACCAAAACUGGAAUACCGUAUUACCUAAUUCUACCAUCUGCUCUCCCUCCCCCUCUCCUCUUUUCAAAUCUUUUUCACAUAUUUUUAUACAUUAUCUUUUGUCCUUUUUCCAGUUAGAUAACACAAUUUUUAAUUCAUUGUAUAUUCCUAGACCCAUCCUUCUACAUAUUUUCACUAUGAAUGCAACUUGUGUGCAUGCAUUUUUACCUGCACCAUAAUGUCCGGAUAUCAGAAACGAAUUUCAAAAGUACAAACCUGUGAAUUAAGCCCGGCCGGCCUCUCGUUACAACAUCUAUGCCUGCAACAAGUACACGCUUGAUUCUUGCGGAAGAAAAGUAACAUCCACUCUUGGUCUUGGUGGAAGUACAGAGAAUCUCGCAAAUGGCACGUCGCAACGAGCUCCAAAAUCAAAGUGAACUAGCUUCAUUGAGAGAAUCCGAAAACAAAUACAGGCAACAAUAUGUAGAAGCAUCUCACAGGGAGAAGAUCUUAGUAAGGAGGCUUGCCUCUAAAGAGCAGGAAUUGCAAGAAUAUAUUAAUCAAAUAAGUGAAAUGAAAGCCACCCAAGCUCCGUCCGCAGCUGCAUUAAGAUCUGCUCUGUUAGAUCCGGCUGUUAAUAUAUUGAUACAGAAAUUAAGGCAAGAAUUAAUAACGACCAAGGGUAAAUUAGAAGAUACACAAAAUGAGCUAAGCGCAUGGAAAUUUACACCAGACAGCAAUACGGGAAAAAGAUUAAUGGCAAAAUGUAGAUUAUUAUAUCAAGAAAAUGAAGAACUUGGUCGUAUGAUUGCUAGUGGACGUAUCGCAAAGUUAGAAGGCGAACUCGCCUUGCAAAAAAGUUUCAGCGAAGAAGUCAAAAAGUCACAAUCAGAAUUAGACGAGUUUCUACAAGACUUGGAUGAAGAUGUGGAGGGUAUGCAGAGUACUAUUUACUUCUUACAACAAGAACUGCGCAAGGCUCGAGAAUCCGUCACGCUAUUACAACAGGAAAAUGCAGCAUUAAAGACGAAUACAAAUGAGAAUAAUUUAUCGAACGGUUUAUCACCCCAUACACCCCCGAUCAAAAAGGAGGAAUUAGAAGAAAGUUCUGCACCAGAUACGAAACCUCCGAAACCGAUGGAGGACAGUGGUAUGUGCAAAGGUGUAAGAACUCCACCGUUAACGUCGCCCCAGAGUGAGCUUACUAGUGUCGAAAGAACAGAACGUGCAGAGAGAAAACUUAAUCAAGCCGAUCACAAUGACGAAAGUUCUAGCGAUUCCGCGGCAUUAAUUAUUAAGGUUGAAAAUGAAGAACUCAGUGAUAGAGAAGAAGAGCACGAGGAGAAUCGGAACAAGCGAAUAUUAAGGAGUAAAAGUCACAAUAGGAAUAGUGGUAAAUCAAACGGGGAAGAGGUGCUAACGCGAACAACGCGGGGUAGGGACAGGACAAAGAGGGAGAAAAGUGCAGCCAGUAGUGAUGAUGAAAGGACGCACAAGAAGAAACGAAGGGAAAGUAUUCUUUCUCUUGAUUAUAAUGAUGGCGAUGAUGAUGCAUUAGUUUUGACUAAUGGCGAGACUCUACAAAGUGAUCCAGAAUGAACGAUAUUUUAGGUUGAUUUUAAAAUUCACAUCCAACCAAAAUGUGGUGAAAAUCCGCGAUAUGAUUUGAAAUUCUCUUGUUACUGUGUACAAAAUUUUUCAAUUAACGUAACGACGGCUGUUUACAGGACAGUGUUCGAAUAAACGAAUAAUUAGCCAUAAAGAGACAUGGUUUCAGUACCUGUAUUGGUGAUAACUUCAAAUGAUAAAUAUUGACAUUGUCUCUAAAAAUUAACAAACUUGUAAAUACUCUUAUACUAUUAGAUUAAUAUAAAAUUAAAAAUUUAUGUUUACCUCGUUAUUUGCAUAUGACCAAAUUACAAAUUAUAUUACACAAAAUUAUAAUAAAUAAAUUUGAUUCUCGCCUUUUAAUUUACAACAAAUGCUAGUGAAAGAAACUAGCAGUCAGAUUUUGUUCAUAUUUUGUAAAUUUCUUGUAUCAAUAUUUUGUGUAAAAUCAACAAAAGUUUGGUUAAUCAGUAAAAAUGAAUAAUCUGAAAAAUUGUCAAGAAUUGAUUAAAAACGCCUGACCACAUUUUAUGUAA
Messenger RNA from Nylanderia fulva, 2955 nucleotides. It is a transcript of the gene fl(2)d, whose product is annotated as Pre-mRNA-splicing regulator female-lethal(2)D. Gene Ontology annotation, biological process: mRNA modification; regulation of alternative mRNA splicing, via spliceosome. Gene Ontology annotation, cellular component: nucleus. Lineage: Eukaryota; Metazoa; Arthropoda; Insecta; Hymenoptera; Formicidae. The record is from RefSeq and is a predicted model, not a curated record.